Oryctolagus cuniculus (rabbit) is the source of this 6441-nucleotide messenger RNA. It is a transcript of the gene ANKRD63, whose product is annotated as ankyrin repeat domain 63. Gene Ontology annotation, molecular function: protein binding. The record is from RefSeq and is a predicted model, not a curated record. Lineage: Eukaryota; Metazoa; Chordata; Mammalia; Lagomorpha; Leporidae.
GAAGGGGGUGCUCAAGGUGUGCGCAAGUCUACUUCAUAUGUACCCCAUGACAGAGGUGUGUGUGUGGGGUGUCCCUGUUCCCAGACCUGGCCUGGCAUCUGCAGAGCCUGGAGCUGGAGAGAGGUGUGAGCCUGGUCUGAGCCCACCUCGACCCUGCCUUUCCCUGGCAUCUGUUACUCUGCCCAGGACCCCUCCAUUCUUCCCCUUAUUUCCUGCCUCUGACUGGAAGGGUCACCUAGGGGCGUUUUCCCCUGCUCCCAAGCCACAGCGGGAAUGUCCCUGCUGAUUCCUGAGCCCCCAGGUCGGCUUCCUCUUUGAACGAGCGCCAAAGCCUGUUCUGAUCCCCUGGACCGCGUGCCCUGGGAUGAGGCGGAGGCGUACGGUCCCCGGGUGACUGCACCACCCCCCAACCCCGUAAGAGGGGGUCUCUCCCAUCCAGAGCCGCUUCUGCCUCUAUUAAUCCGCCGCUGGGAACACAACGUCCUACUCAUGGAAAACUCUCAGGAAUCCGGACUGCGCCGAUACCUGGCGAAGCCAUUUCUUCCAUGACAAAUACUCAUCGCAGCCCUGCUCCUCGCCUCCCCUCGUCCCAAGCCAGGCGGGGCGUCGCCAUUUUCCGAGCAUCUCGUGGAAAAUGGAACUCAUGAUCUUUUCUCCUAAGGAGUCCGCGGGUGGUCAGGGCCAGAACCCUGUGGUCCGGGAGUGGGUGAUUUUGCACCCUAGAGGGAACCCUGCUCCGUGCUCUUUUGGGGAUGGCGGCGCCGGGGAGCCGCCGGCGCGCCCACCACCCUCUCGGGUCCCAGGACGCGGCGUCUACGUUCCGCCCGCUCGGCAGGCGCGGAGCCGACCGCGGGCGCACUGACGGGGUGGGAGACGUCUGAGCUCUGAGCGCGCACACCCUCGCCCGCCCUCGCUGCGAGGACUCAGAGCGUGUGCGGGAGGCACAAUUGUGAGUGAGCGCGUGAUUCGCUGCACUUCGAGUGGCAGUUCGCAGCCAGACUGAGCGCCGCCCUCCAGCCUGCGAUACAGGUACACCCUCUCCCAAAUGACUCCUCGUCUUCUGCCUCUCGCCGCCACCCCAGACUCGCACCCCGUCCACCUCGCCCUAGUGGGGUUCCAUUUCCUUUCGCCACGGACCAUUGGAAGCAGCUCUCCAUCCUCCUCGGACGAGCCCGGGGUCCCGCCAGUUUCUAAGGAGCCGACUCCGGUGGGGGCGGAGGGCGGGGAGAGAAGACUGCGACUUUGGGAUUGGCCGGGUCGGGUGCAUGUGGCCCCCGGCGAGCAGCCCCCGCCCCCGCCCCGCAACCGCCGCCGCAUUCCCAGGGGAGCGCGGAGGAGGAGCCGCUCCCCGACUUCGUGGCCCACGAAGCGGUGGGGGUCAGGGGCGGUCUCCCCCGCCGCGUCCGUCUCUGCCCUGACGGAGCAGCUUGCUCCCAGGACACCUAUUGCCAUGGAGACCCCCGAGGCUAUAAAGCCGGGUACCCAGGCGGGGCGGCGGCUCCCGGGCCGUUGAGCCCCCCAAGCAAGGAGCAAGCGCCUCGGCGCUGCGAGGCCCGGCCCCCGCGAGAGGGGAGGAGGCGGAGGAGCGGCGCCAGCAGCUUGAGGAGCGGCGCGCCCCGCCAGGGCUGGAGGCUGGCGCCACCGUCUCAGCAGGAGAGCGGGGGCUGUCCCGGGUGCGGGUGAGUGGCGCGGCUCCCGAACGCGAGAGACCGAGGGGAGCCGGACGCGGGGACAGCAGCGGGAGGCUCAGGAGGGGGCUGAGCUUCAGCUCCCGUCGUCCCGUGGCGGCCCGGGAGCGGCGCCCCGAGCUGCGAGCCACCGACGCCUCUAGGCGCGGGAGACCCGGGGAAGGAGCAGCGAGACGCCCGCGUGCGACCUGGGAGGCGCUGGGGCGACCGGAGUAGGCACCGCAGGAUCCUCGGCCGCAGCCGCCCACUGGCGAAGGGAGCGGCGCCGGAGCUCAGACUCCGGCCGGGGCCCCGCAGGGCACGGGAACAGGGGCGCCCCCGUGCGGAGCUGCCGGGAUACCCGCACGCGAGCGCGGCGGCGGCUGGGACCAUGCUCAAGCCCAAGGACCUGUGCCCCCGAGCGGGUACGCGCACCUUCUUGGAAGCCAUGCAGGCGGGCAAAGUGCACUUGGCCCGCUUCGUGCUGGACGCGCUGGACCGCAGCAUCAUCGACUGCCGCGCCGAGCAGGGCCGCACGCCGCUCAUGGUGGCCGUGGGGCUGCCGGACCCCGCGCUGCGCGCGCGCUUCGUGCGGCUGCUGCUGGAGCAGGGUGCGGCCGUGAACCUGCGGGACGAGCGCGGCCGCACGGCCCUCAGCCUGGCGUGCGAGCGAGGCCACCUGGACGCCGUGCAGCUGCUCGUGCAGUUCAGCGGUGACCCCGAAGCUGCCGACUCGGCGGGCAACAGCCCCGUUAUGUGGGCGGCGGCGUGCGGCCAUGGGGCAGUGCUCGAGUUCCUGGUGCGCUCCUUCCGCCGCCUCGGCCUGCGCCUCGACCGCACCAACCGGGCAGGCCUCACCGCGCUGCAGCUGGCCGCCUCCCGCGGCCACGGGACCUGCGUGCAGGCCCUCACCGGGCCCUGGGGCCGUGCUGCGGCCGCCGCCGCGGCGCGGGGCUCCAACUCCGAUAGCCCCCCUGGCCGCCCAGCCCCCGCGCCCAGCCCGGAGCGUCGACGACCCAGCCCCCGCCGCCUACCGCGGCCUCUCCUGGCGCGCUUUGCACGAGCGGCGGGCGGCCACGGCCACGGCCAGGGUCAUGGCCACGGCAUUGAGGCCGGCUCAGCCGGCAAGGGCUCGGGCCGGCAUCGGGCGCAGGGCUGCGAGCGGCCCGAGCUGGGCCGGAGCAUGAGCCUGGCGCUGGGUGCGGUGACGGAGGAGGAGGCGGCUCGCCUACGGGCGGGGGCCCUCAUGGCGCGGCCAAACUCACCCCAGUCUUCGGGAACUGGGCGGUGGCGCUCCCACGAGGUGCUGGAGGGAGCGCCCCCAGCCUCGGUGCAAGCCCCCAUCGGCCUUAGCCCCCACCCAGAGGGCGGCCCCGGCUCUGGCCGCCUGGGUUUGCGCCGACGCUCCACAGCCCCAGACAUCCCGAGCUUGGUCGGAGAUGCGCCAGGGUCUGAGAGUGGCCCGGAGUUCGAGGCCGACGCCCUGCCGGGCUCAACGCCUGGGCCGAAGGCUUGGCAGGCUGGCGCCGAGGCUGUGGCGCUGCAAGCCCCGCGGUAAAGCGCCCCGAGACGCGAGCCCUGCACCCCCGGGCUUCCGUUCUGCUCCGCUGACAUUUCUCCCUGCCUUCCAGGUCCCUCACUUUCUCGGGGGUCCGCCUCGACUCCUGCCCCCGCCUCAGAGCCCGUUUCGCCACCAAGACGAUACUCCCACCAACCCCUUCCCCCAGCCUUUUGUGCUCGCUGGUAUGCCCUUGCCCAAGCGGCUGGGCUUCCGUACCCCCUGCCUGUCUCGUCCCUGGACACUGGUUCCAUAGGCUGCAGCCUGCCUCCCUGCUCGGAUGGUGGAUCCCUAAGGCUGCUAGGUGCUUGUAGGCCCCUGCCCCAUGGCCUUCCCUGGGCAAAGGCCUCGACCCCCACCAAGUUACGCUGCUGGCAAUGCCAGCGUACCCGCCUCCCUUCCCUCCCGAAGUCAGAGUUGGGGAGGACCGAGAGGGGUCCCCGAGCCUUCCUGGACAGCAGCGCGAUGAGGAAAGAAUCUGGGGACAAACUCCUGCCUCAAGACUAGGAGAGCUGGUAUUUUGCGGGUGGCAGAGCCCCCUGAACCAGCUUCCGGCUAACUCCGGGUCCCUCUGCUUCUGCCCCAGGCAGACCCAGGACCUAAUUGGCAAGGUGGGGUCACCGCCCCAGCACCCCCUCCCCAGACUAAGGCUGCGCCGCUCCCCUCGUGGCCCAGCCUUCCUUCCACUGCCAGAGGCGUGAAACAGGCAGACACUCGGCGCCUCCUGCCCGCCCCUCCCCGCGCCCCCGGCCCGCACGUGGGUGCUUCAGCAGGGUGCAACGGUGGCAACGGCUUUGCUUAAUUGUGCUGCUUCCAAUCCCCAAAGAACUCGUGUUCUGAGCCUUUGUCUCUGAAGCAGUAAGCAGCGGGUCUGAUCCGAGGCUUAAGAACCUGACAAUAUCUCUUUAAAUAGCAGCUCCGCGAGGGGGAUAAUUGACUGAAGUGUUUGCCGCGUGAAACCGCAGCGCGCGGGAGUCGGGAGCCCACACGAGCUGCAGGUACGGGCUUAAAUUACAUCAGACUCCGGCGAGAGCCGGAAGGCGCCCGCGGAACCGCCCCGCGAUAGGCAGGCGGAUGCUGGACGGUAGGGGUGGAAACCCCUGCGUCCACGCCGCCGCGCGGAACGCGGCCCAGCCCAGCUUCACCUCCGGGCGGACUAGUGAGUCACGGGCCACCUCGGAGAGGCAGCGAAAAGCCUCUUCCCCGCGGAGUCCCACGUCCUCUCCUGCCCGCGCCCUCCGACUCUUUAUACCCACCCGCCUAGCGAGGGGGCGGGCAAGGGGGGCGUGUAGGAGCCCGUGGGCUCUAGGACCGUGCGGCGGCGCCAGCGCACGUGUCGGGGCGUUCUGCCCGCCUGUGGCGGCUGGUGGGGCUCAUUUUCUGAACCUCGAGGGUGCAGCGCACAGCUCCUCACCUGCCUGCGCUGCGGUCUUCGCAAGACGUCUUUCCCGAACGGAAGGUUGCAGACCAGAAACUCCGAGGCAACUGCCCGAAGCGAAAAUGGCCGUGCGGAGAAACUGGGCCUGGGGCGUGUGGGAAGGAGAUGGGGAACGGGGCCGGUGCAGGUGUCAGGCGCAGUGUGGGCACCCAGCCACCCCAGAUCCGCGAGGCCGCCGAGGCGCGCGAGCCGGACGUGAUCUCUGGUGCCCCCUGGUGGCGGUGCCGCGCUCUCCCGGCAGCAAAGCCGCGCGUCUCGGGUUCUUCCCCCGCGCGCAUCCUCCUCCUCUUGUGAAACAUUAAAUCCGGAUACUUGAAGUCCCUUCGUAGCAUGAAGUGAGGGCCAGUGAACCAAAAACUCUCACAGGGGAGCAGUGGGAGCUCGGGUUCAUCUUUCAAGUUAAGGGCCCGUGCCCCAAGAGCUCCUGCCCUCUGCCCGCAAACGGGAGCCGCCAGCCCUUCCGUUAGGAUUUCCAAAUCUCGGGUCCCGCUCUCCUGACAUUUGCUUCCUUUGCUGAGCUGCUCUGCCCUCUCCCCAAGAAUCCGCGGUCUGCAGGGUGGGCGAGCCACACGGGAGCACCGGAGAAGCCCGAGGGGAUGAGGAGGGGCUGGCGGGCCCCCUACGUGCAAACGGCUUCCUUCGGAUCCUUGCCUGGUCACUGGGCCCUUCUUCCGCUGGGUUGACUUUGAAGGAAGUUUAUGGUGAUGGAAGGAGACUAGUAUUUUGGCUUAAAAACAGCAGGAGGUCUGGGUCCUGCACUGUAUCAGAAGAGGGGUCAUCUCUCCAGCGUCUCUGACAAGCGGCUUCCUGGAUGGAUGCCACCCGGGACCCUCUUUACUGGGUAGCCCACGGGUGAGGGCUUCUCCCUGUGGGACAGCCGGGGCCUGGCCGCUGAGUCGUGUUUGUGCAGCCUUGCAGCUGGCUCCCGUCUGAACAGAACUGUGCGUCUGCCAGCCUUGCUGUCCUUCCGGCUCGGGGUCAGCCUCAGGGCAGCGAGCCUAGGGCCCCCCCUUGCUCUGUCCACUUUGGAAGAGACUGCGCCAGAUACUCUGCCCUUCCCAUUUCUGUGGCUUUCGCUGUUGCAAAGAGUGGCCCAGGCCACCGAGGCUCAGCACUCGGAAAUCAAGGCAGCGCUGGCCUGUGUGUGAAGCCAAGGGACACAGCCACCGGCUCUGGGAGUGAUGGCGUGUGGAGGAAGGACUCUGAGAACUCAGAAGAGCAGUUAAUAAACCCAGUGUUGUUCCGUCGUGAGAACUGGCCUCUGUUUGCCUUAGCAGCCUCUCCUGACGCGGAGGUGGAGGGAGGCGCUGCGUCCUGGGGAGGUCCCCUCCAUCCCAGCCUCCCAGGGCUCCUCCAGCGGGGAAGUCACAGGCACCGCUUCCCACGGAGCCACUGGGGCUGGGACUACAGCCCCCGGGCAGCGGUCUGGAUGGCCUCUUACCCCUAAGAGAUGUCCGUGAACAUUGGGAGUUCUGGAAGGAAGAGGGUACUGGAAUCGGUAGGAUAGUCUCAUCCACUGACGCGCCCCUAUCCAGAACCACAGGCCCGCUCUGCUCUCCUCUGGGGCCACACCCUCUCCCUCCAUGGGGAUGGCUUUCUCGCUGGAAGUUUCUGGUCACUUGCUGGGGGUCCAGGGAGUGGGCAGCUGGCAGGAGGAGGGAGAAGCGAUGUGGGCAGGCGCUUGACCCGGUCUUUCCCAGAAGGCGCGUUCUCCCGGGGGAGGGAAGGAGCCCUGCCUUCCUGUCUCCCUCAGUCCCAGGGGCCUGUCACUUCCUGUG